AGAUCAAACCAUAAAGAAAGCAGGAAGCCCGAGUUGAGCAGCUUCUGCGCUGUCAAAAAUAGUUACAUAUUUUCAACAAUUUCGUGAAAAAAAGUGAAUUUUCCAUUGAAUUUCCGUCGCUAAACUGCUGCCGACGUCGGACCGCAAUGAAUCCGAACGAAGUGGUGUACGUGGGAAACGUGCCCAAGCCGGCGACCGCGGACGAGCUGACGGAAUUCUUCAAAGAUGUCGGCAAGGUAAUCAAGGUGUCGUUUAUGCGUGAAAAUCGCAAUGACUGCCGGACCAAGAUUGGCUUCGUCCUUUUCGAGAACGAGAUGCAAGCGAUGAAGGCCUGCAGCUACGACCAAACCAUUUUCCAGUGGAACCGGGUCAUUGUGAUGCUGGUCAACGAUGAGCGCCAUUUUUGGGCCGGCCAUACGGUGGUGGUGCGGAACAUUGCCUACGAAACCAGCGAAGAAGAUUUGUAUGAGAACUUCGGACGUUAUGGGAUGAUCGAGAGCGUUCAGGUUCCGACCAGCAACUUUGCGUACAUCGGGUUCAAGGAGAAAUCGGCGGCACACGCGGCCCAGCGACUCAACAAUACGAUGUUGGGACCGAGCAAAAUAACCGUCCAGGUUCUGCAGCGGAACGUCCGCGUACGUUUGGAGGACUUUGACAGUUUUAAGACACCGCGCGUAUUCAACGAGUUGAUGGAGGCCAAAGCAAAGUACAAUUUCAUGCAGGAUGCGGCGAACGGUUCCGCCGCGGUGACCAGCUCGCACUAUCGGGACUACGACGAGGAAGAGGAUGAGGACGAAGACGAGGACAACCGGGUGUACGAUCCGGUUACGAAUCGAUUCUACGACAAACCCAAGCCUCCGGGACAAAGUUCGAUGCCGCAGGUUCAGUCCAUGUCACGCAAUCGGUACGCGGAUGAGGAAGAUGACGACGACGACGAUGUUGUAAUGCCACCCAAGAUCCAGUGGCAGAAGGAACCGGUAACCGUGGAUUUGGUCUCGCCAAAUCCGUCCCCGGAGCCGGACCUGUUCGACACCGUGCGGACCGCACCGGAAGAUGACGAAGGCAGCGAGAUACGACGGCGUCAUCUGGAGUUUAGCAAGGUUCCCGUGUGCGGAAUCGCUUCUGUCGUAAAUGCAGCGAUCCGGGUUGAAAACAUACCACGGGAAGUUGUUGACGAGGACGUCAUAAAGUACUUUGAUCAGUUUGGCCACAUCUUGAGCAUGGAAAUCGGCGCUCCGACGCGCUGUCUUUUCACCAAGAACUAUACGAUCGUGUUCAUGCAGGAGAGCGUCGCUGAGCGAGUUCUCGAUUGCUUCAUGCGCAAGUGUGAGUUCUCUGGCGUAGUCACGACCAUGUUCACGAUGCGCGUAGACGAGGUCGUGCACGACGAUCCCAGUCGGUGCGUUCUAGUUGAUUACAUCUCCAAUAGCAUUACCUUCGAGGACAUUGUAGACGCGUUCCGUAACAUCGGUGAGGUAAUUUAUGUUAAGAAAACAGUACGUAACACAACCCCGACGGUUGUGCACUUCCGGAACCGGGUUUCGAUCGAUCGUGCCAAACAGGUUACGAAAAUUGACGGCGAUACGGUGCGCGUUGUGUCGUUCAGUCAGGACGCGUUCAAAACGUUCACCAACGAUUACUGGAAGUUGAAGAACGCCAGCACGCCGUACUCGAAGAAACCGCUCAAAAACGUCCGAAUGAUGGACAUUGAGAUGAAGGAAGCGACGGAGAAGAGUAACUACAUGAUUAUCAAAACCGUGUUCAAUCCGACCUAUCGGAAUCCGGAGCCGACGAGGAUUAAGAAUGAAGUCGUCAUCUACAACUGUCCGACGCGCACCACCCUCAAGGACCUGCGGCGGCACUUUAUCAACGUGGCUUUCGUGACCGAGAUGCGGUACGAGCAGUCCCCGUACGACACCAACACGUGGAAGGUCUUCGCCAGCUUCGCGACCUUCAUCGACGCGUUCAACGCGGUCCGACUGAAGGGUAUGUUUCAGCAGUACCCGAUCUUCAAGCACAUGGCGACGGACAAACCGAAGCUGGAUGCGCCGGAAGCGAUCCAGAUUGAGAUGUCGAUAGACGAUAUUUCGGUGACGAAAAUGUACAACUGCUUGGUUAGUCACGGUGGGAUCACGUUCGUGGAUAAGGUAGAUCACAAUAAGUUUAUUGCGAUCUGCCGGGAGCCGAAAGUGGCCAAGAAAGUAGUGCUGGUGAAGACGAUGGCCCGUUUUAGCUGCAAUGUUGUGUGUAAGUUUUACUUGAAUGAUCUGCGAGAAGUUUAUGUAUUAACCGUUUUACUUUCGUUAGUAUACCGGGACAUUCUGAAUAACCAGAAUGCUCAGGCGGAAAAGGCCAGACAGGCGGAGUCCGCGUCCCAGCAGUCGAUUUCGUUGGAUGGAAUCUUUUCGAUUAAGAAUCGACCGUUUGGCGGUGGCAAAGGCCGUAACGAGGACUCUAACCCCGAUGGGUGGGACAUUCCAGGACGCAGAUCGGUGGGAAUGGAUCUUACCGAUGAUCUGCCGAGUUUUCCAGCCCUGGCAGCUCAACAGCCGGGGCCGCCGGGUUGCGAUGAAGAACAGUUUCACUCGAAUCCGUUGACAUACGUCAACCCACCGGCUCCGGUAGCGAUGCCAAUGUACGGCAUCGUUCCACCUAGGCCAACGUUCGCACCAGGAUGGGCUACCGGCGGUCCGAUGCACGCCGCUCCUCCGACGAUUGUGCCACCUCCGGCGAAUAGAAGCGUAUUCAUGGCUCAACCAAUCGUUGCGCCAAUGUCGCACGGUAUAUUUGGAGGACCCGUUCAAAUUCCAAUCCCAAAUAUAACCGUUCACCAGAUUCCACCGCAGCCAGCUAUUCCAGGUUCGGUUCCCAAGAAGGGUGAUCUGCGAAACUACCUUGCGGAGAAGCGAAACACACGCUGGAGCAAGCCUGAAACACCGUACGACCCGACGAAUGACUUUGACCGCCAAAUCGACAAUCUCAGCCCCAGCAAGCCAAAAUCCAACCUGGAGAUUGAGAAAAUGGAAGAAUACAUCCGAGAAAAGGAGCGUGAAAUUGAGCGACGACUACAGCAACUGGACCGCCAGGACAAGAAUCUGUCCUCCGUCGGAAACGGCCGCCGAAGUCGAUCCAGCAGAAGUCGAUCGCGAAGCAACUCCCGUGGAAGAUCACGCGAACGAUCUCGCCGGAGAUCCCGUUCCUACUCUCCAACGGAUCGAGCGGCACGCGUUCGGCUGGACGAAAUCUCCAAGGAAAAGAUCGAGGUAAGUCGGCAGCUGCAGGACAUGCGCAAGGCGAACCUCCCAAACUACCGCCAAACGGCCAAGUUUGUCCAGCUUUGCGAGAUGCAAUCGCGGCUGGACAAGGAAACUGUUGAUAUCAAGCGUCAACUGGAGGCCAAAAAGCUUUGGCUAGCGGAACGGGCCCGUUCACUGGAACGCGAACAGGGAGGACAUCCCCAGCAGCAGCCGCAGCACGGUAACCGAUUCGCACGGGCUGGCAAUCGGAACAACCGCAGCCAUAGCUCGUCCCGCAGCAGCUCCCGCGGUCGUCGACGCUCAUCCCGUAGCAGCUCGCGAGGACGUUCGUACGAUCACCGCCGAAGGAACUCCCGCUCCAGGUCGAACGAUCGCUUCGCCCCACGUCGCAUCUACCGCUGCAAGCGCCGUCCGGAAUCCCUCAUGCGAGAGAUGCGUACUCUCGGACGUCGUCACGAGUCCAAAGCGGAUCAAAGUGUAUUUGUCGGUAACAUCGCAACCGGCGUGCGCAACGAAGAAAUGCGGGCACUCUUUAGCCGGUACGGCCGGAUCGUCGGGUUCGAUGUAAGCUCGCGUGUAAAGUGCGACGAGGUUUACAUCGACUUCCACCAGCGUGAGGACGCCUUCAAGGCGCUGGAGAUGAACAAAGUCAAGAUGUGCGGCCGGCGUUUGCGGGUCGCGCUCAACUGUCGCAAACCCGCCAACCGACAGGGCUACACCGUCAUCGUGGAGAUGCCAGAACCCGUCCCCGAGCGCGAUCUGUACGACACGUUCGAGAGUUGUGGUCCGAUUGAGUUUGUCUGGAACUACGAUCAAGCGACCGUAGCGACCAUUACCUUUGAAAGGCCGGAAGCCAUGAUGAAGGCACUGAAGGUGAAAGAACUUUCCACUAAAGUGCAGAUUAUUGUUCGCGAGUACGUCGAGAGUGAGCGUUAGCGUUAGCGGAGGAUGAAGCUCACACGCACUAAUUAUACAUAGAACACUGAAAAAAGGACCGCAUGUGGUAACACUUUUAUCAUCAACGUAAGUAUGUUUGCUCUUAUCUUUGUGUCUCUCAAGCCCAACUUGAGAAUUUCAGCUGACAGUAUCCGUUCAUGAGUGGAAAAUAAAUUCUGAACUUAAUGGUGAAGUUUAAAA
Messenger RNA from Culex pipiens pallens (northern house mosquito), 4394 nucleotides. RefSeq lists its product as uncharacterized. Lineage: Eukaryota; Metazoa; Arthropoda; Insecta; Diptera; Culicidae. Bases 147 to 4193 code for a protein of 1348 amino acids. The record is from RefSeq and is a predicted model, not a curated record. The transcript has 6 exons. Gene Ontology annotation, cellular component: nucleus; cytoplasm; ribonucleoprotein complex. Gene Ontology annotation, molecular function: mRNA binding.